AUGCACAUAAAAAACAUUCUGAUUUCAGGUUUUCGCUCCUACCGAGAUCAAUCUUUUCAGGUGGACCUGUCACCCAAGAAUAACGUUAUUGUGGGAAAAAAUGGUUCAGGUAAAUCGAAUUUCUUUGCAGCUGUUCAGUUUGUUUUGAGUGAAAAGUAUAGUACAUUAACGACCGCUGAACGUAAGGAACUCUUUCACGUGGGUUCCGGAAGACCGGCCUUGUCCAUUUUUGUUGAGAUCAUCUUUGAUAACUCUGAUGGUCGUCUUGUUAUCCCUGGACGAGCUGAAGAGAAAGAAGUGCGGAUACGGCGUACUUUGGGACUUAAACAAGACGAAUUUCGCGUGAACGAUCGUCGCUUUACGGCAACAGAGGUAAGGCAACUGUUGGAAAGUGCAGGAUUUUCUUCAAGUAACCCCUACUAUAUUGUGGAGCAGGGUAAGAUCGUCAACAUGGCCAAUAUGAGUGAUGAAGAGAGAUGUCAGCUUAUCAAGGAUGUGGCGGGCACAAGAGUCUAUGAAUCGAGAAGAAAAGAAAGUGAAGAAAUCUUGCAAGAAACUUCCGUCAAGUACAACAAGAUAGAGGAGUCUAUUGGAGAGUUGCAAAACAGAUUGACAGAGCUUGAGACUGAAAGUGCUGAAUUAAAGUCUCUUCAAGGAAUUGAAAAGGAAAGAAAAUGUAUUGAAUACUCCAUAUUUUCUUUGGAGUUGAACAAUGCGAAAGAGUGCCUGCAGAAAUUGGAUGAAAAACGAGGCGAAUAUGUUUCCUCAUUAAAUGAAGAAAGAAGUGUUGAAAAUAAUACGAAGAACUCUAUUGAAGAGGCAGAGACAGAUGUUCGCAAUUGUUCCAAACGCAUUGCGCAUUUGGAGGGUGAACUGCAGUUGCUGGAAAGAGAGGCAACCAAACUGAAUAGUAAGAAAGCCAUUGCUCAGUUGGAUGCUGCUGAUGCGAAGAACGCAAUAAGUCGUAAUGAAAAGGAAAGCAUGUCUCUUCAAAAAGAAGCAGAAAAUUUGGGAAAAAAUAUAGAAAAGAUGAACAGAGACUUGGAAGUAAGACGGAAUAGCCUACAUCAACAUCAGACAACAACAGAACUGAAAAGUAAUGAGGUGUCCAGCUUAGAAGCAAAACUGGAAAUUCUUCUUGCUAAGAGAGGACGAAGGAAGCUUUUUAAAAACAAGGCAGAACGUGAUGCAUGGCUUGCUGGGGAAAUAGAACGGAACAGAAAAACCAUAGAUACGCACAAGAAGGAGAUUGAUCGUAUAAACAAGAGCAUAAAGGAAGUAGGCGAUCGCAUUGAAGAAGAAGAUAAGCAAAGGAAGGAAAAGCAGGCCGUAACAAGGAAGGUGGAAUCAAAAUUGGCUAAUCACGAAGUUCUAAGGGAGAAACUCGUAGCAAUGCGGAAUACGCUGAAUAUGGAGCGGAGAAGUUUAUGGCAAAAGGUCAAUGAACAAGAAAUCACCGUUCAAAGGUUGCAGGACGAAUGGAGCCGUUCAAGACAUCAACUUGAGCGUGCUGUUCGCCACGAUAUUCGUCAAGGGUUACAGUCCUUAAAAGAGGUCUUACAUGAGCUUGCCGAUGAAAGACUUACAAGCGCAGUUCAUGGUCAGUUGAUUGAACUAAUUGAUGUCAGGCAGGGAUAUGAAACAGCAGUUGAGGUGACUGCAGGCAAUGCGCUUUUUAAUGUUGUUAUUGAUUCCUUUGAAGUGAGCGCGAUAAUUCUUGGCCAAAUCAAUUUGAGAAGGAAACCAGGACGUAUUUCCUUUUUUCCCCUGGAUACAUGCAAAAGCGAACCCAUCCGAUUAAAUGGAAAAGAAGGAUCUAGCUUACUGAUGGACAACAUCGCUUGUGACUCAAAAUUUAAGGGUGUUGUGGCUGAAUUAUUUGGGAAGACAGCUAUUGUACCUUCUAUUGAAGAGGGCGCUAAAUUUGUGAAGCAAUAUAAUUGUGAUGCUGUGACAAUGGAAGGGGAUCAAAUAAGCCGCAAGGGCGGAAUUACCGGUGGAUACUUGGAAUCUCGCAAUUUGCGAUUGUUAUCUUUCAAUAAAGAGAAGAAAUUGGCUGUAAGGUUGUCAAAUGAGAAGAGUUUACUUGAAAAACUUUGUCACGAAGUGGCCGUUGUUGAACAGAAGAUAACUGAUGCCAUGAAUGAUGUUGAAUCCUUACGAGGAGAGGCUGCUAGGACAGAGAAUGAUGCAGAUGCAGAUCUUCGAGAUGCUCGUCUUCAUGGCGAACGAAAGCUAAAAUUGGAGAAGUAUCGGGAACAAUUAUUGGACACGCGAAAAUCCUUGGAAAAGGGAAUGGCUGAUGCAACUAGCUCUCUGGAACUUUUGCAACAGGAGACAAAAGAAGAGUUUUUGUCACACUGGGGAAAGCGAGAGGAGAGUCAACUGGAGGCUUUUAUUACAGAAGUGGAACAAUCUCGAGAGGAUCUUUCAUCACUUCAGCUACAGGGUGUUCAGUUAGCCACAGAGGUGCAAUUAUUGGAGGACACACUUCAAAAUAACACACGCCGAAUGAAUAUCGUAACUGACCGUGUUCGUGAACUUGGCUGGGUGAAUGCAAGCAAUCAGGGUGUGACACGGGAGCAAGGGAACGUGGACGGGGAACUUUCUUUUGUUUCUAAGCGACUGGAGGCUGUCCGACGCUCAAUUACUGAAGCGACAAACAAGAAAAUUGCGAGUGAAGAGAAACUAGAGGCGUUAAAAAAUACACGACUUGCGUCAGCUAGGUCUAUUCAAGAGCGAAGAGACAACGAUGAAAAAAUCCAGAUUCAGCGAACACUUCUCAUCCAGCGCCGCGAUGACGCCAUGGACAAGAUACGGAAGUUGGGUAUUGUUCCUAAAGAUGCCAGCAAGUAUUCUGGGCAAUCCCUUGGUAUGUUAAUGCAUCGCCUAAAAGAAAUCAAUGAAAAGAUGAAGAAGUAUUCGCAUGUGAACCGAAAAGCAAUGGACCAGUACUCAUCUCUUAUGGAAACGAAGAAUGAAUUGGUCGGUCAAAAAGAGAACCUUCAAAAUGAACUAGAAAGUAUUCAUGCGUUGAUGGGCCAUCUCGACAAGAAAAAGGAUGAGGCAGUGGAGCGAACAUUUAAGCAAAUGCAGUAUAACUUUGAGGAGGUUUUCAAGGAAAUUGUUUCUACUGAAGAUUGCCAUGGGGAGCUACAACUUGUCCGAUCAUCCGCCAAGAAGAACGCGGGAGAAGAUCCAUAUAUUGCUGCUCGAAUUCGUGUUUCCUUUGGACUUGGUACUCCCACUACAGAUCUUGCUCAGCUAAGUGGUGGACAAAAAUCGCUUGUGGCUCUUGCAUUGAUAUUUGCCAUUCAGCGCUGUGAUCCGGCACCAUUUUAUCUAUUUGAUGAAAUCGAUGCUGCUCUUGAUGCAGAAUAUCGUGCUUCGGUUGCAAAACUUAUCUUGAAAGAUUCUGAAGAAUGCCAAUUCAUCACGGCAACCUUCAAGACGGAGAUGCUUGAAGCAGCGGAUCGUGUCCUUGGCGUAUUCUUUCAUAACAAGAUAAGUCGAAUUCAGGCAAUUUCACUCGAAGAAGGAGUGAAAUUGCUGAAACAGGCAGCCUUUGAAGAAAGGAAAAGAGCAAGAGAGGUUGAAGCGUAA
Messenger RNA from Trypanosoma conorhini, 3603 nucleotides. Its product is annotated as putative adaptor complex protein (AP) 3 delta subunit 1. Bases 1 to 3603 code for a protein of 1200 amino acids. The record is from RefSeq and is a predicted model, not a curated record. Gene Ontology annotation, biological process: mitotic sister chromatid cohesion. Gene Ontology annotation, cellular component: chromosome. Gene Ontology annotation, molecular function: ATP binding; protein binding; double-stranded DNA binding. NCBI's taxonomy places the organism in Eukaryota, Euglenozoa, Kinetoplastea, Trypanosomatida, Trypanosomatidae. The transcript has a single exon.